AUGUCCGAGUCUGUCUUCGGCGCCCUGGCCUUCCCGUACCACGAGCCCCGUGAUGGCUUCUGGGGCGAGAAGACCGUGACACUGAACUUCUGUGAGGAGGAUUAUGUCAUGAGCUACUACUGUGCCGAGGUCUGCAAUACCGUCACAAACCUCCUGUUCAUCUGGCUAGGCCUCAAAGGGAUCCGGGACUGCCUAAAGUACUCCCAUCCGACCAUCUUCACCAUUGCUUUCAUCGGCUACAUGGUGGUCGGGGUUGGCUCCACGUUUUUCCACGCCACGCUCAAGUAUCCAAUGCAGCUUGUCGACGAGCUCUCUAUGAUAUACACGACCUGUCUCAUGUGCUAUGCCACGUUUUCCUACGGCAGGUCCACGCCCUUCUCGGCAGCCCUCGGUGUUGGCCUCUCGGGCCUCGCCUGGUUCAUCACCGCCAGAUACUACCAGACAAAAGACCCCCAGUUUCACCAGGAUGCAUACGCGAUACUGACAGCUAUCGUCGUCUUCUCCAACAUGUGGAUCAUGGAGAAUUCCGUCAAGCCUGCCUUGAAGCAGCGCCAGGCGAAGCGCGCCCCGGGGUCCCCGGUGCCCCCCGCGAACUCGAUCGUGAAGCAGAUGUGGCUUAUGGUUGCGACAGGCUUGACCGUUUUCCUGGGUGGAUAUUUCAUUUGGAACUUGGAUAACAUCUACUGCAGUACCAUCCGCCGAUGGAGACAUCAGAUGGGACUGCCGUGGGCUGUAGUCCUGGAGGGACACGCCUGGUGGCAUCUGAUGACCGGUAUAGGUGGUGAGUCGAGCUUGUUUCCCCUCGGUGCAGCGGCUCCAGAUCCUGACCGCAUAACCCUAGCGUAUUAUUAUAUCACGUGGCGUAUCUGGAUACAUCGUUGCUUGGACGGCGACGAGGACAAGUUUAGAAUCGACUGGUCUUCCAUCUUGAGGCUGCCGGAUAUCGUUGCUGUCGAAGACGCACCCGUCGUUGCGAACGGCAAAAAGCAUAUCUAG
Molecule: messenger RNA, 996 nt
Organism: Neoarthrinium moseri
Lineage: Eukaryota; Fungi; Ascomycota; Sordariomycetes; Amphisphaeriales; Apiosporaceae
Exons: 6
Coding region: 1-996 (331 amino acids)
Biological process (GO): ceramide catabolic process; ceramide biosynthetic process
Cellular component (GO): endoplasmic reticulum membrane
Source: RefSeq, a predicted model, not a curated record